AAUGCAAGCUGAGCGCUUGUCCGAGACGCAUCCGGGCGAAAUCGACUUUAGUCGAGAGCGAUCGCUCACACGUUUUUCUCGAAGAAGUUUCAGCGCGAAAGAGAGGAGAGGUCCAAUCGACGAUUUCCUGGUGAUAAAAAAUAUCAAAUUGCGGUGUCCGAUCGACGCGAAAAAUUCGCGCGAAUAUAAUAAUUGAGUGGAAAUCAAUGAGGAAAGAUGGCAGGAUAUGUCAAUCUUGGUGCGUCCUUUAUUGUCCUCCUCUUGGUGGUCCACCUGGAGCAGCUGAUCCUGCACAAACGAGCGGCGGUUGUCGAGGGAAGAAUGGAAGCUCAGUUCAAGAAAUGUUGCGAUCUGGGCACUUCUUGGGCCCAGGAGGGCCUUAGGUGUGAAAAGUUUACCGGGCCGGUGGCCGGAGUGCCGAGGGUGGAGCAAGGUCUUUGCCUGGAAGCCGUAGACAUCUGUUGCAUUCGAGCCUACCACGAGCUGGAAUGCGAGAGGGGAAAAGCCGACGCGCGUCAAGGUCUCGCGUGCGUAACAAGCACGAACGCCAAGUCGAGGACGUCCGGCCGCAGCGAUCAUCAUCGCGACUGUUGCGAGGGCUGCAAGCUAGGUAUCCUCACGGGAUCUAUGGGUCAAGGAUGCUCCUUCAAGAGUUUUUCGUUUGGUAUACCAUGGGAUCCCGCGUUCUUGGAGUGCUGUCGUGAAGCGUCGCCAAGCUCGACGACGGAUCUUACGAGCGAAUCAUCGAGCGAAAGCACCGAAACUGAUCUGGAUUUCUCGUCGUCCUCGUCAUCGCCAUCGCCAUCAUCGCCAUCAUCAUCAUUAUCGCCAUCGUCGCCGUAUUCGACGUCGCCAUCACCAUCAUCGUCUUCAUCUUCUUCACCAACAUCGCCUUCAUUCUCACUGUCGGAUGAUGCAUCCGCUACGGCGUCGGAAACCACAUUCUCGAUACCAACUCCAGAGUUGGACGAUAUCUGUCGUCUCAUGAAAGGCAUGCUCUGCUCUGACAUUUGCGUACCGACGCCGGGCUCGUAUUAUUGCAAAUGCCGUGACGGCUUCACUUUGUUGGAGGACGGGAAGACUUGCAGGCAAGAUCUGCCGACUGACAGAUGCAAAUCGACUCACCCCUGCGAACAACGAUGCACCGACAAUGGGGUGGCUGUUAUAUGCAGCUGUAAUCCAGGAUACGAUUUGGCUAAUGACGGACGUUCGUGUAUUCCAAAGUCGCCCAAGGAUAAUAAGAAACCAGACGCAGACGCAGACGAGGAUAAUGAAUUGUCGCCGUUGUGUCCAUCGGGUUAUCGUUAUAAUGCCACUAAUCAGGUGUGCGAUGACGUGGACGAAUGUCUGGAGCGCGACGUGUGCCUCGGCGGUAGAUGCCAAAACACCAUAGGAUCGUACGUCUGCAUCUCGACGAGAUCUGCCAAAAAUGCACCCUACGAAUCUUGUCCUCCGGGCUACCAAUGGGAGCUACGUACAGGUGUAUGCGUAGAUAUCGACGAGUGCACCGUUUUAUCGGACGCUUGUGCCGCUGAUAAGCCGUUUUGCGUCAAUACGCAAGGUAGUUACACAUGUCUGGAGAUGACCGGGGUGAAAUCUUGCCCCGCGGGAUUCAAGUUUGACAGAUCGUUGCAGCAAUGCAGAGAUGUGGACGAGUGCGUGGAGGCUAUUCACAGCUGUCUGGCAGAUGUUGAGCAAUGUCGAAACACCGAGGGUGCUUACGAGUGUGACAUAAAGUGCGAGGAAGGAUUCACGUACAGUAUCGGGUUGGGUGUUUGUGUCGACGUAGACGAGUGCAUCGAGUCGAACAAUCCUUGUCCCGAUACCAACACGAUAUGCGUUAAUACAGAGGGUGCGUAUAAGUGUAUGAAAUCUCUCUCUUUGGCGAAUCUACUUCCGCUUCCGCCAAUCGAGAAAAAUCUCACAAAGGAUCUUGCCACUCGCCAAAAGGACAUGCGACGGACUUGUUCCGCAGGGUAUAAACCAGCAAACGACUCCGGAAUGACAUGCAUCGACGUCGACGAGUGCAAUGAACAAUUGCACUCUUGCGAGCAGGACGAGCGUUGCGUUAACGAGCUCGGUAGUUACAGAUGCGUACCAGUUGAAAAUAGCAAGAAUACAUCCACUAUGGAAAGCGACAAUCAACGCGAUGAUCGACGUAGCCAGGGAUACAAGUCGGAAGGAACGAGCGUUGUAUCGCCGGUCGUGAACGAGAUUGAAAACUGCAACAGCGGCUACUUUUUUGAUGGAAAAUCUCGCCGCUGCAUCGACGUCGACGAAUGCGUCAACGGGAUAGCGGCAUGUGGAAUAGGCGAGCGUUGCAUCAACACUCAGGGCGGUUACCGAUGUUCUCCGGCUUGUCCAUCCGGUUUCCGGGCGCGCAACGAUUCCCGAUUCUCCGUCGAUGAGGUCGAAAAAUCUUGCGAGGACGUGGACGAAUGCACGCUCGGCCUGCACACCUGCAACACGUUGACUCAUUAUUGCCUUAAUACUAACGGCUCCUACGUUUGCGAAGCGUUCACCACUACUACCACCACCACCACUACUACUACUACCAAGCCUACCACGGCCGAUAGCACAAUAGCAAGGAGACCGUACAUCGGUUUACGCAACAAAAAAAUACACGUGUCCAGAAGUAGUCCCAGCAAAGAUCGUUAUUGGUCCACGGAACCGUGUAGACUGGGAUACAAAAGAGACGCGAACACGGGCUAUUGCGUGGACAUAGACGAAUGUGCGGUUGGUCCAGGAUGUCGUGAUCACGAGAGAUGCACGAAUACGCCAGGAGGUUACGAUUGCUCGCCCCUCUGCAGCGCCGGCUGGUAUUUUAGCACGACGACGAGGGGCUGUCAGGACGUGGACGAAUGUCUGUUAGGUCGGCACGAUUGUCCUCAGAGUACGCACAGAUGCAUCAACACCAACGGAUCCUUCGUCUGUGAAUUGAUUCCGCCCUGCAGCCGCGGCUUCAGACGAGCCUUCAAUGGCACCUGUUUGGACGUCGACGAGUGCUCCGAGAAUUUGCACAACUGUCGGCUUGAUUUGCAUCAAUAUUGCAUUAACAAAGAAGGCGGCUUCGAGUGUUUAACCAGGCUGCCCUCCUGCCCGUCCGGAUACCAAUAUUCUUUGGGCACUCGACAAUGCGAGGACGUCGACGAAUGCUUGACCGGGCAAUACAAUUGUGAUGCAAAGUUCUCCGAGAGAUGUGUCAAUCUGCCGGGUUCAUACAGGUGCGAAAGAUCUCCUCCUCCUCGUCAACGUCAACGGCCUGCUUGUCCUUCCGGCUAUCGGUAUCACACUCGCUUUCGCAUGUGCACAGAUGUGGAUGAGUGCGCAGAGGGACUGGACUCGUGUGGCGACGAAAUCUGCUACAACCAACCGGGUGGUUACAGCUGCGCGAAGCCGCCUGUCCCUAUCACCAGGAAACCGACCACGACUGCGAUGCCGGCGCCGGCGAACCAAAAAUGUAUGGACGGCACCAAGUUCGUGAGAAACCGCGGCUGCGUCGACAUCAACGAGUGCAGGGAACUCGAGGAUGCUUGCAGUAGCAACGAAGAAUGCGUCAACACCAUGGGCAGCUACGUAUGCACCUGCAAGACCGGUUUCAGGCGUGAUAAUCUCACGCAGGCUUGUGUCGAUAUUAACGAGUGUCAAUUGCAGGAAAACGACUGUCUGCCGACGCAGCGAUGCGACAACACGAUCGGCAGUUACACGUGCACGCGUUUCCUGCCGUGUGGCACCGGCUAUACCUUGAACGCCGCAACCGAGAUCUGCGAAGAUGACGACGAAUGCGUUCUUGGUACCCACGAUUGCGGACCUGGUUAUCAAUGCAGGAACACCCUGGGCUCGUAUCGCUGCGAUCGUAUUCCGCGUAUAUCGACUCCGCAAGCACGCAUACCGACUCCGCAGGCACGUACAUCGCCGAUGACGACGGCGCGGAUCACUUCAACGACGACGCCAAACACGACUGGUCCUUGGACGAAUUGUCCGCGCGGCUUCGAGUCCGGCUCAGGUGGCAAGUGUAUGGAUAUAGAUGAGUGCCAGAUAACGCCGAAUCCUUGCGGCAGAUCUAUGCAAAUGUGCAUCAACACUCUGGGAUCCUAUAGAUGCGCGUCCAGAGUAAUUUGCGGACCCGGUUAUACCCUGGACCCCGUGUCUGGACAAUAUUGCGUCGAUGUGGACGAGUGUCGGGAGGAAACGCACGAGUGCGGCAAAGGACAAACCUGCGAGAACAGACAGGGCGGAUAUCACUGCAUCUGUCCGUCCGGUCACGCGUCCGGGCCCAACAACGACUGCGUCGACAUCGAUGAGUGUAGCAUUUACGGUAGCGGAAUUUGCGGAUCAAAUAGUCGCUGUGAAAAUACCGUUGGCUCUUACAAGUGCUUAUGCGACAAGGGCUUUGAGAACGUCGGGGGUGCCGCUGGUGCUUGCCAAGAUAUCGACGAGUGUGAGCGAACAGCAGGGCUCUGUCAGCACGUGUGCAUGAAUGUUUGGGGCAGCUAUAGAUGCGGAUGCGAAGCCGGAUUCAGAUUAAAUGCCGACAAUCGAACCUGCAACGACAUUGACGAGUGCACGGAAUUCAAGGACGACAAUCUCUGCAUCGGCAUCUGCGAGAACACGCCGGGUAGUUACGCGUGCAAGUGUCCCGAUGGAUAUAGACUCGGCAUCGACGGUCGAGCUUGUCAAGAUAUUGACGAGUGCGCGACCGGUCAGGUCUGCAAGGGACCGGAUGAGAUGUGCCAGAAUACCCGCGGUAGCUACCGUUGCAAUCGAAUAAACUGUCCCUCGGGAUAUCAGCGGGACACUACGAGGAAAAACCGCUGCGUACGCUCCUCAAGAUAUUGCCGUGUAAAUGACCUGGCUUGCCUUCGGUCACCCUCGCAUUAUUCCUACAACUUCAUCACCUUCGUGAGCAUGCUGCCCCUUCCGCCGACCGGUCGACUGGAACUAUUCACCAUGAGAGGAAGCUAUCAGCCCGAUUCGACGGUACAAUUCACCAUGGCGUUGGUGGACGUGCGCGCACCACCAGGUAUCACGCGCGCCACAGAGUCCUGUUUCUCCUUGAAGAGACCGGCGCCGUCUCAGGCGGUCCUGGUGCUGACGCGCAGCAUCCCGGGACCACAGGAGAUCGAGCUGGAUCUCAGUAUGGAGAUCUAUCACAAUGCCGUGUUCAUGGGGAGCGCCGUCGCCAAGAUCUUCAUCUUAGUCUCGCAAUACGAAUUCUGAGGAAGGAUUCUUUGAAUAAAGGAAAUAUAACAACUUAACAUUUCAAACGAUAUAUAUAUUUAAGCACUUAAUGUACGAAUUUUUUAUUGUUUGCUCGUUUUUAGAGAAGAAAAAGAAACAUUAAAAUAAAUAUCUCGUACUAGUAUUUCAAUAGUAGAUGUGUAUAAAAAAACAAAUUAAAUGUACAUAUAAAUUCUUGUAAGUUACAUGUAAGGGACUUGGAAUAAACUUACGUUAGAUGUAGCAUAUGAAAUUUCCAAGAACACAUUUUGAUGCUUUAUCAAAAUCGUAGCUUUAUUAAAUGUUUCACUAGCAAGAUUCUUUUUCCUCUAACUUAGACAAUUUGCUGUUGCGUAAAGUCCGAAACAACGGCUAUUGCUUCGAAUCAAAUGCUUCGUUUCUCCUUUUCACAGAGGAGGAAUAAAGCAACAACUCUGAGAUCCUUAGUGUUAAUUGCCGCUUAGUUGCAUGAGACGCGUGUAACGCGCGUGUAAUGCGAUGUAAAAAAAACACCUUGAUAAAAAAUAAAAUAUUAUAAUAUCACUGCGCUCUUUACAUGUGACGACAACAAUCGUCGUCGUAUUGAAUGCAAAUAACAAACUCACCUGCGAUGCAGCGGAUUGCUAUUAUUACUAGUAAAUAAUUAAUAAUUGUGCUAAAGAUAAAAUUUCGGCUGUCGUUAUCGUGACGCAUAAUACCGUCGAUAGCGAACAAUAGCGCGAUAUCAUAAUAUAAUCGUUAAUAAAAUAAUAUUUAUAUUUAUAUAAUAAUAAUAUAAUAACAAUGAUAAUCUAAGUAGCUAGUAAUAACGCUAUAAUAAUGCUAUAUUAAUAUAUAUAUAUGAUAACAAGAAGUAAAACAAUUCAGGCGGGACGCUUUGCGUACACCACACCGGAAAAAUGCAUAUGAUAAGAUAUCGAUCUCAUCGCUCGGAAAUUUCUUCGACAUCGCGCGCGUGGGCGAUACGAAGAGACGUGAUACAAUGUUAUUUGGAAAUUUCAUCGACGGUAUAUAUGCCUGGGAGUGUCACUGAUACAACGAUUAAUAAUAAUUAAUUUGUGUAGCGGUUUCACGUAAGUGUAUUCUCCUAAUUAAUUCGAGAUGCAUUUUAAUGCGGUAAGAAGAUUAAGUAUCAACGUCCGCGAAGACAAAUUCCAAAGCUGGACGCAGCCCGUCUGUUCAAGAAGGCACACCCCACGAGAAACUUUCACAAACUUCUAUCUAUCAGCGACAAUAAACUUUCAACAAGCGUACGCGCAAAUAAUAUAUAAAUAGCGUGUAUUAACUAUUAAACAGCCUGGAUGCAGCAGCAACGCGUUACCACGGUGUAACAACGAUGGCAGUGACACUUGUCGCUCGUCUUAAAACUAGAAAAGUGGAAAAAGGAGCGUGACUAGGAUUUGCUAAGAAUUUUCCGAGGCUUUUCGUACCCUCGCACCGAAUAACACAUACAUGUACACACAUACACAUACACACACAGCAAGAUGUAUUUUGUGUUGGUCUUAAGUACCCGAUGACAAACCGUAUCAAAAGAUACGCAUAGGAGAUUUCUUCUUAUUACACAACAUACGAUAACACUGUACGAAAUUAGGAUUCGAUUUCAAAUUCAUGAAAAAAAAAAUCUGCCUUUAAAAGAUAACGCAAUAGAGACACACCCUAUACACCUAUUUAGCUACUGUUGGACUUUGCUAAUCUUGUUGACAAUCCUCUCUCUAGUUCUCUUUCAACUUUUGCAAUGCACACACACAAUUAUCGCACGUCAGAUCUAUAACGAUUGCGAAAAUUAUUUUUCAAACAACCCGAUAAUCCAAAAUAUGUCUCGAGAGAUUAAAAAAAAAAAAAAAAAAAAAAAAAAAA
This is a messenger RNA of Formica exsecta, 7077 nucleotides long. RefSeq names its product fibrillin-2-like. Lineage: Eukaryota; Metazoa; Arthropoda; Insecta; Hymenoptera; Formicidae. Gene Ontology annotation, molecular function: calcium ion binding. The transcript is spliced from 21 exons. Bases 217 to 5220 code for a protein of 1667 amino acids. The record is from RefSeq and is a predicted model, not a curated record.